This is a messenger RNA of Stomoxys calcitrans (stable fly), 1431 nucleotides long. It is a transcript of the gene Nup62, whose product is annotated as nuclear pore glycoprotein p62. Lineage: Eukaryota; Metazoa; Arthropoda; Insecta; Diptera; Muscidae. The record is from RefSeq and is a predicted model, not a curated record. The transcript has a single exon. Gene Ontology annotation, biological process: RNA export from nucleus; protein import into nucleus. Bases 99 to 1328 code for a protein of 409 amino acids. Gene Ontology annotation, cellular component: nuclear pore; nuclear pore central transport channel. Gene Ontology annotation, molecular function: phospholipid binding; structural constituent of nuclear pore.
UUAGCUCGUGUCAAAUUGGCAGUUCGCAGAGAAGGAAUUAGGCUUUUAUUUGCAAUUUCUUAACUUAAAUAAUUGUUAAUAAGUAGAGAAAAGGGAAAAUGAAUUUUCAACUACCAUCAACAACUACGGCCACCAAUACUGGAUUCAGUUUCGGAUCUGUUGCUGUCGCCCAGCCAGCAGCUGGCAAACCUGGUACGGGAUUUUCAUUUGGCGCCACUGGUGGAGGAGAUGCUAGUUCCAAGCCAUUGAGUUUUGGUUUCGGUACACCAAGUUCUACAACUGCACCCACAACAGCAACUACACAAGCUGCUACCGCCCCAUCAUUGGGCUUGGGUGGUGGAGGAGGUGCCACCCCGUCAUUUGGAUUCGGUGCGACAGCGGCCACACCGGCAGCCACUACAACAACUCAAACACCGACUCUUGGUACAACAACGGCCCCUGCUCCUAGUGCUUUUGGGGGUUUUGGGGCAGCGGCAGCAGCGGCCUCGACAAAUGCGACAGCAACCACAGUUCAGCCAGCUGCUACUGUAGCGGCGGCACCUUUAACAACCGGCUUUAGUUUCGGCACACCGUCGGCUUCUACAACAUCUUCAGGAUCGACAACAAAUACUCAAACUACUUCCACUGGAGCAACAACAUUAACACCUGCUACUUCGACUGCGGCCACAUCUAAACCACCAGCCGCUGCAGGCUUUGCCAGUCUAACAACAGCCACCAAAACAACAGAUUCUUCAGCGGUAGUUAAUGCUUCUCAGCUAUCCUACAAUCAGUUGGAGGAGCAUAUAAAUAAAUGGACAUUGGAAUUGGAAGAGCAGGAGAAAGUGUUUACAGAUCAAGCAACACAAAUCAAUGCAUGGGACAAAGUUUUAAUCAGCAACAAUCAAAAGAUUCUCGAUCUUAAUGAUGCUGUACAAAAAGUUAAAUCCGAUCAACAGACUCUGGAGCAAGAAUUAGAAUUCAUUGCCACACAACAUAAGGAGCUGGAAGAGAGCAUUGUGCCUUUGCAAAAGGAAUUUUUAAAAAUACCCCAAGUCGAUGUAGAGCGCUCCCAGACCUAUUUAAUGGUAGAGAAUUUGGACACUCAGUUGAAACAAAUGUCCGAGGAUCUAAAGGAAAUAAUUGAUAACCUAAAUGAAUCGAACAAGUGUCAGGAUAAUAGCGAUCCCAUUAUCCAGAUUGGAAAAAUCCUCAACGCUCACAUGAGUUCGUUGCAAUGGAUUGAGCAGAGUACAGCGAACAUUGGCACCAAACUGGAGGAUAUAACGAAAAUGCAUGAAACCUUCAAAAGGGACUCGGAGAGAUCAUUUCGAUCGGCCUAUUAUAAUUAACGGGUACUAAGAUAAGAUGUUUUGUUUAUUUUUAUAUGUAUUCAGUAUCUAACGUUCGUUUCAAAUAAAAAAAGGGAAACUAAUUGCCACAAUACACAUCGAA